This is a messenger RNA of Megalobrama amblycephala (Wuchang bream), 2547 nucleotides long. RefSeq names its product nucleolar protein 10 (gene nol10). Gene Ontology annotation, biological process: maturation of SSU-rRNA from tricistronic rRNA transcript (SSU-rRNA, 5.8S rRNA, LSU-rRNA). Bases 134 to 2317 code for a protein of 727 amino acids. Gene Ontology annotation, cellular component: nucleus; small-subunit processome; 90S preribosome. NCBI's taxonomy places the organism in Eukaryota, Metazoa, Chordata, Actinopteri, Cypriniformes, Xenocyprididae. The transcript is spliced from 21 exons. Gene Ontology annotation, molecular function: protein binding. The record is from RefSeq and is a predicted model, not a curated record.
GGACGUCAUCCGCUUACUCCUCACUUCCUGUUGUGUAUCCACGUGGGUCUCGUGCUGAUGCUCAUGCCGGCUAACAGUAGUUCUGUAUGGUUGUGUGUGUUGUGUUUGAAAGCUGUGUGUGCGCGCUCCAGAGAUGCAGGUGUCCAGCGUGAAUAACGUGAAGAUCUACAAUCUGAGUCACGGGAAAUCUCUUCCGGAGUGGUUGUCUGAUCGAAAGAAGCGAGAUUUACAGAAGAAGGAUGUUGAUAUCCAGAGGAGGAUCGAGCUCAUCCAGGACUUCGAGAUGCCCACCGUCUGCAGCUCCAUCAGGGUGUCACGAGACGGCCAGUUCAUUCUAGCUGCAGGCACGUACAAACCUCGAGUGCGGUGCUACGACACUUACCAGCUGUCUCUGAAGUUUGAGCGGUGCCUGGACUCCGAAGUGGUGGCGUUUGACAUCCUAUCAGACGACUACUCUAAGCUGGUGUUUCUGCAUAUAGACCGCUAUGUGGAGUUCCACUCUCAGCACGGUCAUUACUACAAGACCCGCAUCCCGAAGUUUGGCCGAGAUUUUUCCUACCACUACCCUUCCUGUGAUCUCUACUUUGUGGGAGCCAGCUCGGAGAUCUUCAGACUGAAUCUCGAGCAAGGCAGAUUCCUGAACUCCAUACAGACAGAUGCUGCAGAAAUGAAUGUGUGUGACAUCAACCCUGUUCAUCACUUGUUUGCCGCGGGGACAUUAGAGGGCCGGGUGGACUGCUGGGACCCUCGGGUCAGGGGUCGAGUGGGAGUUCUGGACUGCGCUCUCAGCAGCAUCACUGACGGCACCGAGGUGGAAGGUCUGCCGUCCAUCAGCGCGCUCCGGUUCAACGGCUCUCUGGGUGUGGCGGUGGGCACCAGCACCGGACAGAUUCUCAUCUAUGAUCUUCGUUCUUCACGUCCUCUGCUAGUGAAGGAUCAUUACUAUGGUCUGCCCAUCAAAUCCCUUCACUUCCACGACCCGCUGGACCUGGUGCUGUCCGCCGACUCCAAAAUCAUCAAGAUGUGGCACAGAGACAGUGGAAGAGUAUUUUCCUCCAUCGAACCGCAGGCCGGCAUCAAUGAUGUGUGUCUCUACCCCGGCUCUGGAAUGCUCUUCACUGCCAAUGAAGCUCCCAAAAUGAGCACCUUUUACAUUCCUGCUCUGGGUCCGGCUCCACGCUGGUGCUCCUUCCUGGAUAACCUCACCGAGGAGCUUGAGGAGAACCCGGAGAGCACCAUCUAUGACGACUACAAGUUUGUCACCCGCAAAGACCUGGAGAACCUGGGUGUGACGCAUCUGAUCGGCUCGCCUCUGCUCAGGGCCUACAUGCACGGCUUCUUCAUGGACAUCCGGCUCUACCACAAGGUAAAGACCAUGGCGAACCCAUUUGCCUAUGAAGAGUACCGUAAGGACAAAAUCCGGCAGAAGAUCGAGGAGUCGAGAGCUCAGAGAGUCCAGCUCAAGAAGCUGCCCAAGGUCAAUAAGGAACUGGCCAUGAAACUCAUGGAGGAAAGUGAGCUGCCAAACAAGAAGAAGAAGAAAAAGGGCAAUGCCGUAGAAAAUCUCCUGAUGGACAACCGUUUCAAGGUGAUGUUCGAGAACCCAGAUUACCAGGUGGAUGAGCGGAGCGAGGAGUUCCGGCUGCUGAACCCCAUCGUGUCUAAAGUGGGCGAACAGAGGAGGAAGAAACUCAGCCAGCUUGUUCAGAAAGAGGAACAGCAGGAUGGGGAGGAGGAGGAGGAGGAGGUGGAAGGCCGUGGCAGCUCAGAGGAAGAGGAGAGCUCUGAUGAUGACGAUAAGAGUUGGGUGGAGGAAGUGAGGGAGCAGCGUCGUCUCUUACGGAUGGAGGAGCGAGAGCGCAGCUUUAACCAGAGGAAAGAGAGGAGGCGACAGGACCGCGACACCAGCUUACAGAGUUCUGAUCCCGUCAGAAACCUCCAGCAGGAGCAUCAGAACCAGCCCCAAUUCUACCAGAUCAAAGCAGGAGAGGAGUUCCGCAGCUUCAGCGACGUUUCCCACAAGAAAAAGAUGCAGAAGACGUCUCUGGAGGAGCGGCUCCAGCGGGAGGAGAGGUCAGGGAUGCUGAACCUCAGUGACACGGCAGUGGGAAGCAAACAGCUCACUUUCACUCUCAAGAAGACGGAAAAGCAGCGAUUCCAACAGCAGGCUGAACGGGACCAUCACGAGGAGAGGAGGAAGAUCAGACGGGCGGCUGGACACUUGCAUUCUCACAGGGGAGGAAGAGGAAGAGGCGGAGGAAGAGGCGGUGGGAGAGGAAGAGGAGGUGGGAGAGGAAGAGGAAGGAGACCCUUUUAAACUCAGGACUGAUUGUGGUCACUAGAUGUUGACAUACAGGACUUCUAAUACUGCCUUAAUGUGUCUGAUCAGACAUCUGCAGGAAUUACUGUUGUGAUCGAGAGACAGAUGCCGUCACUGACUCGCAUUAGGAUACGGUCUGUGUUUGUGUGUCACACCUCUCAUUUUCCACAACAUCUGUCUAAACAGAACCUUGUUUUGUGAAGAACCAUAAAACAUUUUUAUCAACA